Molecule: messenger RNA, 1033 nt
Organism: Plodia interpunctella (Indianmeal moth)
Lineage: Eukaryota; Metazoa; Arthropoda; Insecta; Lepidoptera; Pyralidae
Product: 3-oxoacyl-[acyl-carrier-protein] reductase FabG-like
Exons: 1
Coding region: 133-888 (251 amino acids)
Molecular function (GO): oxidoreductase activity
Source: RefSeq, a predicted model, not a curated record
GAUAAAGGAAAUCUAAAAAAUGUCUCUUAAGAGAUUAUAUUUUGUUUCUUAUCAUCUUCAUUGUUUAUCACUUAAAUUUUAUCUGUGUAAAUGUUGAUUACCCUUCGUUCGAUUACCUAAUUCAGUGUAAAAAUGAGUUUCAAGGGUAAAGUGGUUUUGGUGACCGGCGCCGGCUCCGGGAUUGGGGCUGCCACUGCCAUCCUCUUCUGCAAGGAAGGUGCUGAAGUCGUCAUCGUAGACAAAAACGAAGAAAAUUUACGCAAAGUCGAACAGAAUUGCACCAAAGUAGGAAAUAAACCUUUGGCCAUCAAAGCCAACGUGGCUAAUGACGAGGACGUCAAGAAUAUUAUAAACGAAACAAUCGCCAAGUAUAAUAAAUUAGAUGUAUUGGUUAACAAUGCUGGGGUUAUCCGAUUUGGAAGCAUUCUUGAUGGAAAACUGACGGAGAUAUACGACGAAAUCAUGAGUAUAAACGUGCGUGCUGUAGUCCAACUGACUACGUUGGCAGCCCCGUAUUUAGUGAAAACUAAAGGUAAUAUUGUAAAUGUUGCCAGCAUUUCUGGAUUAACUAUCAAUAAAAUUGAAUUGGGAGCAUAUUGUACAUCAAAAGCAGCUUUAAUUCAUUUCUCAAGAGCAGCUGCCUUGGAGCUUGCACCUCAUGGAGUUCGAGUAAAUGUCGUCAGUCCAGGCCCGGUUUAUACCAACAUUCUACAAAAUGCUGGCCUUGCAGGUGGAUUUGAUGAUUUUAAAGAAGUCACUGCUUUGAAUAACAGGAUCUCUGAUCCGGAGGAGAUAGCCGAUGUGAUCUUUUUCCUCGCUAGUGGCAAGGCAAGGGGUAUAACUGGGUCGAACUAUUUAUCUGAUAACGGCAAAUUACUUGUUAAAUAAGUUUAUUAACUUCCCUAUUACAUAAAAUUAUAUUAAUAGAUUUUUAGUUACAGGAAGUAUAAUUAGAAAUCUGAGAUAAAAAAUGCAUAUACAUAUUAUUAUUAUGCAAAUAUAUAUUAUUCGAUAAAAAAUGCAUAUACUAGCA